AUUGUGUGCGCUGUUUUGUCUGUGAGUGGUGCUGUGUGUGCCGAGCCGCUGCUGCUGCUGCCGAAGGAAACGGUUUAACGGAUAACUACGCAUACGACGCGAAGCCGAAACGCAAUCCGUACAAAUCGGGUCGGUUCUGGACUGUGCAUUUUGUAAUAGAAGCUCAGUUCGUUUCAAAAGGGAUCUCUUCGUCAUCCGAGGGAGCAUACGUUCCCCGGAGAGACCGUGGCAGACUCUCAAUGUGCUCCGAGCAUGUCUGCGGCUGCAGGGCUAGCUCACAAGGGGGAAUCCAAGUCCAAGAAGUCCUAUGCCACCCUAGACAUAAAUAAUAUCUACAAGGGCAAGUCGUUGGAGGGUCCGAAGUCGUCGGCGAUCGGCUCUGGUGCGAAGCAUGGACUACAAUCGCUUGGAAAGGUUCAGGUGGGCCGGCGAAUGCCGCCGCCUGCCCUGCUGCCCAGCCUGAAGAGUGAAAAUCUUGGCAACAACCCUAAUGUCACUCUAGUACCUACGGGAGGUCAAGGAUGGGGUGUCACGAAGAGCAGUGGUCAGGGGCAGGGGGCGGCGGGUGGUUUAAUGUCGGGGGGCGGGAGUGGGACAAACAACAACAACAACAACAGCAGCAACAACAACAAUACAAGUCCACAAUCAUCGGAUCAACCAAUGUCGCACCUGGAUGGCCGCACGGCGCCUGGUGGCGAGAACGGUCUUGGGGGCCUGGGCGGCCUGGGGAAUCUUUCGGUCGGUGGAGUAGGAGGUGGUCGGGAGGGCUCGAUGAUGAUGAUGAUGAACAAGGGGGGAGGCAGCGGCGGGGGAGGCGGAGGGAACAAGACGUGGAGCAGUGUGGCAACCGGGGUCCAGGGCGGCCCGGGUCAACACAAUGGGAACAACAACCAGCUGCCAUUCUUUCCGGGCGAGUUCCCAACGCUCAAGAACGAAACAGCGGGUGGUGGGGCGGGCGAAUGUGGCGGCCGGGGCUCGGGUGGCCCGGGAACUGGUGGUGGUGGUGGCUCGCUCAGCAAUGCGGACCGGGAGGGAGCAGCUGGAGCUGGAGGAGGAGGAGCGGGAGCAGGAGUUGGAGCCGGAGUCGGCGGCCUGGGUGGCGGCAGUACAGCAACCCAGUACGGGCCAGGACCAGCAUUACGUCCCGUCGAGUCAAAUUGGUCGAAAGGAAGCGCGGGCGCCAUGGUCGCAGGCCAGACGGGCGGACCGAGCGCUGGCAGUGGCGUGAACGGUCUGGCGCUCAAGCCGAGGCCUCCGUCACCUCUCGGCUCUUCGCCCGGUGACCCUCUUGGGAUGGGCUAUCCGCCCACAAUUUCUAAAGGACUCGGCGGACACGGUGGCCAUCGAGCCCAACAGCAGGGACCGCCCGGAGAUCACCGCGUGUCCACCAUGCCCAACGGAACAACGCCGCUAUUUACACGUGAGCGUGACGAGCGCGAAAGCGGUGGCCCAGUGGGGCCACGUGGUGGUGGCGGCGGACGUGGACCCCGCGGCGAGCGUGGCUAUCGUAAUGAUCGUGAACGAGGCGGAGAUCGUGGAAUGAGCAACGACCCCCGAGGAGGUGACGUAGACCCGCAUUCGAAGUCUGUUCUCAAACACUCGACGAUCAUCUCGGAUCAGCAGCUCGAAGGCUUCGACCGUAUUCUUAAUACCGGUGAAUCGGACUGGUCAGCAGCCAAAGGCGAUAUCGACUACAACGCGAAGCUGUGCUUCUCCGACGAGGAGGAAGAGAACACUGGCGAUGACGGCGAUUUUGGUGGCGGACAACAACAAAUGUAUGAAGGAGGAGGAGGAGGUGGACGCGGAGGCCGACGGGACACUCGUGAUUCGGCGUCCCCAAUGGGCGGCGGAGGUGGUUAUCACGGUGGGUAUCACCAGAGCAGUGCGCACGGGGCCGCCCGCGAGCAGCCGGGCCAGAAGCAGCUGUGGACCCCCUCAGGCCAGCAAGAAGGACGUGGUGGUGGUGAGCCACAGCACCAUCGUGAUCCCGAUGCCUGGAGGGAAGGCCGCCACGGCCGCUUGAAGGACGGUCGCGAGUCGGGAGGCCAAGGUAGCGGAGGAGAAAGACGUGGAGGACCUGCACCUGCCCAGCAAUGCGUGUUUGAGGAGGACUCGCAGGAAGGUUGGCGCCACAAAGCCAACAACAAUGCGAAAUGCGCUAGAAAUGAAAUGAUGAAAUGUGUGGAGCGGGCACGCACCAUGCGACGCGAUUCUGAAAAACGCCUCUCAGAGCGGGCUGAUGGGGAUCAUUAUUCGAUGAUGAUGUCGUCAGGUGGCGAUGGUUACGGUUCAGGAGACUGCGGUGGCAACAGUGGCCGAAAUAACCAGUCGGGUGGCCGAAAAGACCAGCAGGGUCUAUCGCAACAGAGGGAUCGCCGGGGACCCGGUGGGGGUUCAGGUGGCGUCGUCGACAUGAAUAAACUGCCACCGCGGUUCGCCAAAAUGCACAUGAGCGGUGGCGGUCAGCAGAUGCAACAACAGCAACAGCAGGGUGACGGUGGCAGAGGCUGGGGCGGUCAGCAGAUGCAACAACAGCAACAGCAGGGUGACGGUGGCAGAGGCUGGGGCGGUCAGCAACAGUCGUCUAGUGGCACAGAUGGGAACAAUCGUAGUCGUUCUGACAGCAGCUCAUCCAACAACAAUAGCAACGUCCUCAUGAUGGAACAGCAACAGGACAGCAAUGUGUGGCAAAUGAAUAAAGAGAACCGUGCUAGAAGCCUUCGUGGUGAUGAUAAUAAGAGCCCAAGUCCUGGCGUAAUGACGGGAGGAGGCCAGUCUCACCAGUCGCAUGACAACAUGUGGAGCUCCCAGGAUCAGCACACUGGCGGUGGAAAAAACGCCGGAGGAGCUGCUUGGGGGGACCAAGGUUGCGGACUGUUCGAUACCCCUCAGCAGCAGAGGCAAAUGCAACAGCAACAUGGCAAGCAGGGCAGUGGCGGGGGCCACGGCAAUCGACAGGGCUCCUCCGACAACCAAGGUGGGAGCAGCCUUGACGGGCACGAUAAUUCUGCUUCUUCUGGGAAGCAACAAAGAGCUGGCUUUUCAGCACUUAAAAAAGACGGAAGCGGCAAGAAGGAUAGCGAGAGUGACUCCCUGGAUAAGUCCGAUGGAUCACUGAAAGGUCGCGGAGCUUCCAAAAAGGGUGCGGGGCCAUCUUCCCUAAGUCACCACGGCGGAGGGCACGAGAGUGACGGUGUCGGCUCAUCCAAUGACGAAGAGCAGCAGCGAGGCUUUUCCCCUCGUGGUGAACCAUCGCGUCGCGGAAGGGGCGGUGGCAGGGGCGGAGCAGCGCCCACUCGAGGCGGGGCCAGUUCAUCUAGACAGCAGCAGUUCCCUUCUGCCGACAACCGCGGAAGCGGAGCGUCUGGACCUGGGUCUACCGGGUCGGGCACUCAGCAGAAGGGCAGCGGCUCUGGUGGAGGCACCGGUUACUCCGCCGGUGGCGGCAAGGACUCGGGUGCUCGCAGUGGUGGUGGGCGCAGUGGUGGCAGGAGUGGUACCAGCUCCGCCCCGGGUGGUCGCUCGGAGAGAAAUACCCAAGGCGCCCAAGGCGGUGUGGGUAAAGAUGACACCACGGCGCGCUUCCGCCGACACGACGAUUUCGAUGAGGCAUUGACCGAAGAGGACGAGCGCGGUGGCGGUGGUGCCAAAUUUGGCGGGGGUGGUGGUGACCGCGAUCGUCGACAACGCGACACUGGCGGCAGCAAACAGCAGCAAGGUGGUGGGACCGCUGCUGGCAACAGGGAAAGAGGGGGAGAUCGUGACCGGGAUAGAGCGGAUCGAGGGGACCGGGAUAGAGAACGUGAACGCGAAAACGCCAGCAGGCGCCAGGGGGGAGGAGGAGGAGGAGGAGGAGGAGGCGAAAGCGGCCGAAGUGGAGGAGCAGCUGACGGACGUGGCAAAGACGGCGGUAGAGUCGACCGAGAUCGUCGCGAUGAUCGAGGCGGCGACCGUGAUCGAGGUGGCGUCAAGUCGGGCCAGCAACAGGAAGGAAAAAAGCAGCAGGAUCAGGGCUCUGCAGGCAAUAACCGCGAAAAAUCAACCCUUCAAAAGGACAAAAAGCAACUGCAGCAGGACAGCAAUGUAAACCAAGCUACACCGCAGCAACAGCAGCAACAAAAGAAGGAAGGCCCAAAGGGCGGUAGCGGUAACGAGCAGCAAUCAAGCGGAACUGGCUUAACUAAAAAGGACAGCGGUCACGCGAGCCAGCAGCAAAAGGCCGGAGUGUCCGGAGGUAGUGGCAGCACCGUAAGAAGCGGUACUCCUCCGCAGAAGAAAGAGGUUCCUGCUCCAGCAGCGUCAUUGAAAAAGGAGGCUGGUACCAAUGCCUGGGGCGACUCUGAAGUGACCGCGUCCUCUGGACCGGCUGGAAUAGAGUUUGGCAACUUCGGCGAGAGCGAAGACCUAAAUCUUAAGAUUCAAUCGGUGAAGAAGGUCUGGGAUACUACUGCCACCCCGUCAUCAGCUGACACUCAAGCGGUUGUUGGACAACAAAGCGGCAGCCAGACUCACAGUCACACUGGCUCUGUUGUCAGCGGCUCAGGUCAGCCCGUAAGCGCUGUUGGUGCACCGUUACCCCAGACGCACCAGCAAUCGUCGCAUGGCGGUCAGGGUGGGCCGCAGACCGUAACGCAAAUGCCCUUCUUCCCGAUGUCGGCAGGCCAAGAUCCAGCUGGAGGCCACAAAGACCCCUCCGGUAGCAGUUUACAGGUCGGUGUCAGUGUCGGACAGACGGACAUGGGCGCCUCUGCGCAAGUUGUGUCGAGCUUCCAGCAAGCUUAUGCUGCAGCUGGUGGCCAACAACAGCAACCGUCAGGCAAACAGCAGCAACAAGCGCAGCAGCAGCAACAACAACAACAGCAGCCUCUUGCCACAAUGGGCCAUCAGCAGCAGGCGCAACAGCCGCAACAUCAGCAGCCGUAUUAUCAGAUGCUGCCUCAGCAUCAGCCGAAAUAUCAUCAUCAGGCAGCGGCAGCUGCUGCAGGUGCAGCAACAGUGCAGCGCUCCGUUCAUCAUCAGAUGACCCCGUCAGGCUAUCCUCAAGCUGGUCACAUGACAGCUGCACACGCUGGCCAAACACCGUUGGAUCCAGCGCAUAUGCGUGCGUACGCCGCUCAACAGCACUCCGCCGCAGCAGCGGCAGCCGCUGCGCAGAUGUACGGCCCCCAGUUCCAAAGUCCGCCGCCAGCCGGUGCAACUCAUCAUGGCCAUACGCAUUUGGCUGCGACCGGUCAGGCUGGACCAGGUUCAAGUGCCGCCGCUGCAAGUGAUCACUCAUAUCCGUACUUCUCCCAACAACAGCAGCAACAGGAUCUGUAUCGCUUUCAGCAACAGCAACAACAGCAGAGUCAAUAUCGAGCUCAUGGAUAUUUUCCAGCCCCCACAGCCACCCCAACGGCGGCUGGCCCUUAUGGAUCAGCCCAACAAAGCGGGCACUAUGCCCAACAUGCCAUAAGUGGGCACAGCCAUUACCCCGCGGCGAUGCAGACGCCCCCACAGCCGGCGGCCGCUUUUUCAACUGCUGGCAUAUACGCGCACGCCGGUCACAACCCGCAGGCGGCAGCGCGAUACAGCGCAACGAUGAAGGACGCUAGUGGCCAACAGCCACCUCAGCAGCAGACCUCCUAUGAGCAGAGUACGCCUCCGCCUUACGGACACGCGGCGGUCGGCCACGGCCACGGAAGUCAGCAACAUACCGCCCAGCAGCAACAGCAGCAACAACCUGGGCCGUCGCGACCUGGACAGGCCUCAUUGGGCACCGUCGGACCUGUCGUGUCUGGCGUGGGCAGCAGUAAGCAAGCGGGCGGCACCGCGGGGCCUCCAUCAUUUGGACCACCGGCUUCAUCUGGGUCUAGCGGCCUAUUCGGUGGUGGCGGGAAUCACCCAGCAGCUGGUGGACAACGAUCCACUCCCCAAUACGGCGGCCAUUCUGGCCAGCAACAGAUGAUGAAUCAGGGCGGCUCCGUUGGCAGACAGGGCGCCGGUGGGAAUCCGAAUGGUUCUAACGCUGGCCAUCAAACCCAGCAAGGUCAACGCUAUCCAUCGGGCAAGUCGCCAGGCUACACCCAUCACUGAGACGAUAAUGAGAAUAAUGAAAACAAAACAGAAGAUGAAGACCCAACUUCCUUCCAUUAAGUCGUCCUCUCCUUUAUUACUUCGACUAGAACUGCUGCAACUCUACCGCUACUUCGACCAUUACUACAACUACUGGGUUGUCCCUUAAACACACAACAGCAACAACAACACGGGUGAAGCGAUGCUCGAUCAAUAGGCAGUGGCUGUGUUCUGCGGCCGUACAUCUUGUGCAUCUGGGUAAGCUCGUGGCUUAAUUGAUGUACCUUUUUCCAUUCUCUCAAACAUAGGUGUCAUGUAGACGACGGCUAGUGAUCACGCUCCUGUUCCAGUAUAGCUAUUUAUGAUGACUAUGAUAAGGAUGAUGAUGAUAAUGGUGAUUAUAUUAAUCAUGCGUGAAUGACUCUUACAAAAACAAACAUCAAAGAAAAAAAGCAAAACAAACAAAUAAUUAAUAAAUAAACAAAAACGAAUUGUCUAUUUCUAACGGGCGAUAUAGCUGUCAGUGCUCGGGUUUGAAUUAUUAAUAAUAAUAAAUAUUAUUCAACAUUCACGAGUCCGAUUUACUAAAAUUCAAGCCUCUUCGUUACGAAUCAAAAUUAACGUAAAGCAGCAAAAAUGGGAACGAUAAAAAACAGUAGCAAGUAAAAUGAAAGCGACAGACAAAUUCCUAUUUGUAAUCGCCCCCUACGAUUCAUUCAUUCUGCAGUUCAUAUAAUAACGUUUUUAGUUUUAGAAGUAUACUGUAAUAAUUCUUCUACAUAUUACAGAUUAUAAUGCUACUAUUACUACUACUAAUAAUAAUAAUAAAUCAGUAACUGACGCUUCUGAAAAAACGCUGUCUGAUGACGUGCUUACUUGAAAAGUUAACCUUACUGAUAUGAGUUUGCAUAUGUACCUGUAUGAGGAAACCUAAUUACAGCGCAACAAGCUACCCAUCUGUCGUCAAUCUCUAACGACAUCCUGUUGUCAAAUUGUCUGUUUCGUUGUCAGACUCAACAACAAAGAAACAAAUCAGUUGUUUAUUAUUAGGUGAGAGCGAAUUGUUUUGAUCGUUCAUUGAAAAUAUUUACAGAACCGCGCACGAAUAAUGUGGAUUGAUUGGACUUGAUUAUCGGCAACGGCAGAAGGCGGUUAAAUGAAGGUUCUGUUGAUCGCAGAGCUGUCAGCCGAGGAGAACCCCAUCCCCCUGUAACAACUCGCAAUGAACAACUACAGCUCUCUCUGUAAGCAGUUUCAUUCCACAUCGAUACUUGUACGUCUGUCUCAAUCUAUCCCUAUAUUUAUACGGCGAUCGCGGUGAUUGUUGAGAAUUAAAUCGAUCAAGUAUUAAGAGCACCAUUAUGAUCCAAUCAAUGUCAACGAACGUGUGCUGCAGCUACAGCAUAAACAAAAGGGCGGGUAGAGAUAAUCGGGCCGAAGUUGAAUCACCCCAUAAGCUGACUAAUAUCAGGACAUAAGCACAGUCAUUAUGUCUUUCAUUCAUUGGCAAGGUUUGAUUGGUUAACCUUGACAAAGCUUUUGUCAGAUACAUCGUUAGAUUAUUACGUCACUACGCCAGUUAUAACAAGAAUAAGUCGAAGUAGUGGACCCCAUAGCGUACAGAAUUGCAAAGAAAAGCGCCGAAAAAAUAUUGGGACAUAGUUACAAUAAAUCGAAAAUGCUGUGGAACAUCUAUGACGAUGUGAGCCUUCUUUUGCUGGUAGCUCGGCAUUAAUUACUACUGUAAUUGUAUCUCUUUUACCCCGGUCGUGAUAAUCUAUUGGUUAAAUUCUAUUCCCAUUAGUUUGCAUUUUUCGUCGUCGGAGUCAGAUAAUAGCAACAUUUGAUAAACGAAGUAUUUGUAGUGCGAAUAAUGAUAGCAGUAACAAUAAUAUAGUGUAGCGUCAAUGCGAUAUUCAGAUGAACAUGUGUUAGUUGGUGAAAACGCACUACUGCUAUAAUAACUACUAUGACGCAAUUAGCACCCUCCUACGACUAAUACUUUAUCCAUAUGGUGAUCGCAGGGCAGAGCCGACGAGUUCAUUCGCCCCUAUAUAUAUAUAUAUAUAUAUAUAUAUAUAUAUAUAUAUAUAUAUAUAGCCUUGUUAUUAGAAAAGCUAGGUCGUCUGGGCUUACUAAAUGGUAUUGAUUAAAAUUAUUAUUACUAAAAUCAUAUGCAUAAUACGAUAACGAUUUAGGCAUCUUCGUGGCUCAUUCUUCACCUUCAAAUGUAUGUUUAAGGGGAAAUUAGGUGAUGCAGGCGCUGGUGAAAACUAGAAGAGAGGCUAAUGGAAACUAUAUAGUCGGCACAGAUAUUUUUCCGGCACACCGGUCGCAGAUUCUUCUUCCAACGGUGGCGUCACCCCUGAGGGUGAUCGACGACUGAAAAUUUGAGAUGCGUAAUCGUUAAAGUUGAACAAUACGAAUUAAAUACAUUUAACAAUGUGUCCCAGGUUGCCGUGAGAUCAGCACAACGAGUAAAACAUGGAAAUGCAUAGCGACUAUUACACGCUCUGCUGGUGUCGCCAAGUUCGCUACGAGUGCACGACGACAUCAUACUGUGCCGCUAACAACUGCAGUUAUAAGCGAGAAGAGCCGAUAUUAUGAUUUGUCGAACGACAGCAACCCGUAGUUAGCACCUCGUUUCACGCACAGAUGUUGUCAUUGUGGGCGCAACGCGGCAAACUUAACCGGGGACAAUCAGUCAGAUAUGAAAUGAUGAGUAUUGGAAGAAGGUGGUUUGUUCUAGACUGUCUAGAAUUCAGGAUGUAUAAUUCUCUUAGUCGUUUUUCACUUUCUCUAGGAGUGUGAUGGAGAUUUCUGGUUCUUGACGCCGAAGUCUAUUCGUUCCCGAGCACUAUUACCGCGACUUGUGCGUACGUGGACAACGACUUCCGCAAGGUCGUAGCCGCCUCAGAUAGAUUCACAAAUAACAAUUAUCAUUACAAAUAAUUACUCUGUACUAAAAGCGUACAAUGAUAGAUUAUGCUUUGUCAUCAACAAAGACCAUAACAACUCAUGACAAGUGGAUUAAUGUACACAGCAGUCUUCACUGUGACAUGAACGUUAAUAGUAGUAGUGUUGAUAAAUGAGAAAAAAAUUAUGUUAGGACUCUGAAGGAAGCAGAUAAUGAUGCAGAAGCUGCUUCGAGAGAUCUUUGGAAGCAAAGAUGUAGCCAACGACUUCUCAAAUAGAAGAAAGUAUAAUAGAAUAAAGCGAGCAGUAUAACAUCACACAAAUUGGUUGAUACUAUCGGGGUCAAUAAGAACGGAACAGCAACUGGAGUGUUGCCGUAAUCAUGUCGGUAGUUUUUCUACGUAAAGACACCGAGACAACAUCAUUAAUCCUUUUACCAACAACGGACUUGCUUACCGCUGUGGCUAGCCGGCACGACACGAUAAUGGAUGGGGCGAGAUAAUCAGUUGACGGUGUUUGUUUUGUGACGGAAAUCGUAAUAAUGCUAAUAAUCAUAAAUGCCUCAAGGAAUGAAGGCCAGACGCUUUUGACGUAGAAGAGCCACAACAAGCACAAUCUCGGAAACACAUAGAAGCUAUCGCUCUGACAAAAGUAUCGACCAACGAGAGACAGUUCCGAGACGAUAGUUUUUAAGUACAUAUAUAUAUAUAUAUAUAUACCUAUGCUAUAUCUAUAUUAACAAGAGCAACAAAUAAACCAUAAAUGUAUUGAUGUAUUAUACUACCAUAAGCACAGCAAGAACAAUACCAUCCAACGACAAAAAGCGUAAGGACAGCAACUGAUAACAAUGCAACUACAAAAACCAACUGAAACAAGCUGCGUGUUUCCUGGUGAUAUUCCCACGUAUUUUGAAAAGACAUUUGCGCCUGAUUUUAUGCGUAGUACGCGCAGGGCUGCAUUGUCAUUUUGAAAAAAUGAGAUGGAUUUUGAGCAAUUGUCGACAAACAAUUUGCUGCUUUUAACUGACUCGUUUUCUUCGAGUAGGAAUUACGACCCGACUUAGGUAGUCGCCAGAUAAGACAUCAGCAAGUGCCUGCCAUCUGCUUGAAGGGUACACAAUAAUAGACCUAUGACUUUUCAUGGUGGGUGAAAGAAACAACUGAUGAUGUUGAGAAAAACGGUUUCUAGGAAUGAAUGAUCAGAUGCCCUUUGAGAGCCAGUACCGGCGGCACAAGCACAGCUUGCUAAAUAGUGCACAUAAGCGACGUCCUUUAGCAGACUGUGAAGCGCGACCAUAAACCAACGAGGUUAAGAACACACACCAAACUGCCAUCCAAUAUUAAAUAAUGCCGCAUAUCGGAAACGCAUCGUGCAAUUGCCAGCGCAGAGGACGAAUUGGCAGCACUUCAAUAAUUGACUGUUCCAUAUUACCUCGUGGUGUCAGAAAUAAAAGCCGGUGGUGAUGAAAAUCGCGUCCAAAGGACAGGUCAAUCUCAAGCACCUCUGAACCGGCGAUGAAUCACAAAAAAAACGCGUCAGAAGGAAAAAGCAAAUGUUUUUAGUAACAGAUAGGAAUCGUCGAAUGAAAACGUGGUAAUCCCAACGGAGUGUCAUGCCGUGCAGUAAAUGUAGAUUUAUUAUUACCAAGUACUCUAUAAAAAAAAAAGAAGCGCAAUAAAAGCAACGAAAAUGCCGCGAGCAUCAA
Varroa destructor (honeybee mite) is the source of this 10675-nucleotide messenger RNA. RefSeq lists its product as uncharacterized. Gene Ontology annotation, biological process: cell differentiation. Lineage: Eukaryota; Metazoa; Arthropoda; Arachnida; Mesostigmata; Varroidae. The record is from RefSeq and is a predicted model, not a curated record.